UCCGGCAGAGGGCGCUGAUGUCAAACCACGCGCUUUAGCAGCUACAGAAGGACAAUGUAGUUAGUUGUGAGUCAAUCCUCGGCACAGAGGACAUUAAACAACGCAACACAGCAGUGAUGACUGAUAGCCGAGCUCUGGAGGAACUGCGUAAUAAAUGUUGACUGUUGAUCCGAGAACUUCUGGAAGCAUCGAGCGAAGAAGAAGCCAAAGCAGAGCAAUCAGGAGAUGAUCCGGAGUCGCGCUGGUUUCGCUUACACUCGACGCGGAGCAGCACGGUCCGCAGCGAUGCAGUGAGGAUGGGUGCUGUUGUUGUGGCGAGGCAGGCCGGCGCAGGCGGUUGAGCACCGGAAGAAUGCACUUAUCCAAUGUCUGCACCAACAAAAUCUGCUUUCUGCUUUCCCUGGCGCUCUGUGCCCUUCUGGUGCUCCUCAUUCCCUCCUUACAGCCUCCUCCGCGUCAGACGGAUCUGCCCAGGCCCGCCGGAGCCGGACGCAGGAGCCCCGGCCAAAGAAGCCACGAUGCCAAGGACGGCGCUCUCAUUCGCCCGCCGCACACCCGCUCCCCUGGGCCCCGAUCCAAAGACUCCUCUUUAGAUUUCAGAGACGUUUUUAUUGCUGUUAAGACCACUAGGAAAUAUCACAAGUCCAGACUGCAGCUCCUGUCCCAGACCUGGGUGUCCAAAGCCAAGGAACAGACGUUUAUCUUCACUGAUGGAGAGGACAAGGAGCUCAGACAGAAAGCAGGGCUCAACAUCAUCAACACCAACUGCUCGGCGGCGCACACGCGUCAAGCUCUGUGCUGCAAGAUGUCUGUGGAGUAUGACAAGUUCAUCGAGUCACAGAAAAAGUGGUUCUGUCACGUGGAUGAUGAUAACUAUGUGAUCCUGCCCAGUUUGCUGGAGCUGCUGUCAUCUUAUUCUCACACUCAGGACGUUUAUCUGGGCCGACCCAGUCUGGAUCAUCCCAUAGAGGUUUCUGAGAGGGUCAAGAGCGACGGAUCGGUCUCGGUGAAGUUCUGGUUUGCCACCGGAGGAGCUGGAUUCUGCAUCAGCCGAGGCUUAGCGCUCAAAAUGAGUCCAUGGGCAAGUCUCGGAAACUUCAUCACGACAGCAGAGAAGAUCCGUCUCCCGGAUGACUGUACGGUGGGUUAUAUCAUCGAGGCUCUGCUGGAGGUCUCUCUGACUCACACAGGCCUGUUCCACUCUCACCUGGAGAACCUGCAGAGACUCCCCACGGACAGCUUACUCCAGCAGGUGACCCUCAGUUACGGUGGGUUCGAGAACAGGAGGAACGUGGUCAGUGUUGGAGGAGCGUUCUCAUUGGCUGAAGACCCGACACGGUUUAAAACGGUUCACUGCCUGCUCUACCCGGACACAGAGUGGUGUCCACCCAAGACUCGUCACUGACCUCUGAGAUACGAAUUCUGCUUUCCAGAAAACUCUUCAUACCAAAAUAAUACCUAUGUAAGGAAUAGUUCACCCAAAAAUAAACAUUUGUGAAAGUUUUCUCACCCUCAGGCCAUCCAAGGUUAGGAUGAGUGUGUUUCUUCAUCAGAUUUGGAGAAAUGUAUGAUUGCAUCAGUGUCUCUGCAGUGAAUGGGUGCCGUCAGAAUGAGAGUCCAAACAGCUGAUAAAAGCAUCACAAUAAUCCAUGCAACAAAUCACUUUGGGCUGUUUUGGUUUGUAAAUGGUGUUGAUCUGUGCAGAUUUCUCUCCUGAUUCAGACCAGAUGGCUGCUUUAUUUAUUGUAGAACGCAAUAUUAUGGCUAGAGGACCUAUAUUCAGGGAUGUGAUUUGAGCAUUUCUGUAGUAAAUGUACAAAGUCACAAUCCGUGUACCAUUAAAAGCGGUUUUACUAUGAUUAGAGCAGCAGGAAGCGCGUGAGGUUGCCGUGGCAACCAGAUACAUUGCAUGCAAAUUACUUGUAAAGGCUGCGCUGUCUAUUUCUGCUGCACUAGCAAUGCACCAUAAACAUGUUUGCAACAGAAUCGCAAAGUAGAUUUUAAGCAAAUCAACGAGUGAAUUAUUUAAAACGGAUAUCUGUUGGACAUUAUUCAAGUUAAACGCGCAGGCACACAAACACAUUUAGCAACGUUAAAUCUUGCUGUAAAUGGCCAAUUAAGCAGUUUAUAUUCUGAAAUAUAUUUCUAGGUUUUGUUCUGUGUAUAUUAAAUUGCAUUCGGAUGUAAAUGGUCCUUUUCCUGACAUGAAUGUAAAACACUGAGCUGCUAAUAGAGCGUCCUGUGGAUCACCUUUAUGAGGCUGUCCGGGUCUGGAGUCGGGCAUCUAGCUUCAUGUCUUUAUUUUGGUUCGGUUCAGAUUCCUCUGCAGUUGUUGUAUGUUGUUUAAAAAAAAAAAAAAAAGCCACAGUCUCCGCCUAUGUGAUUGGCAUAGGUCUGAGUUUGUUUUUGUGGGGUUUUUUUGGGAUUGCUAGUGCUGUCAUAAAAUUCCCAACGGUUGUGACGUAAUUAUACUGUUACAGUAUAAUGUCUGCUGUUACAGUACUGUUAUUAGUUUCGCUUCACUGUUAGUGCUAGCUGCGCUGCGCUUGAGCCGCUUUCAUUUGCAUUUGGGAACGCAACAUUCGUUAUUAGAAACGUUUAUAAACCUGUUGUUGUAUACAAAGAGAAGUUUCAGUGUCACAUGAUCUUCAGAAAUCAUUGUAAUAUGCUGAUUUGCUGCUCCAGGAACAUUUCUGAAAACAGUUUUGCUGCUUAAUAUUUUUGUGGAAACAAUGAUACCACUCAAACAUUGUAUAAGAUUAAAAAAAAAAAAAAAAAGAGAUACAUGAAAUAUGAUACAUGAAAGUGAUAAAAAGUGAGUGAAGACGUUUAAAAUUAUUUCUAUUUAAUAAAUGCAUUGACAAAUUUAAUCAAUAUAAUAUAUUAUAGUACUUUUAUUAUAAUGUAUUAUCAUGAUUAUUAAAUGCUGCUUUUUAUUUUUUACAGGACAACAGUAUGUAUUACAAUAUAAGAUAUAUCUUUAAUGUGCUAAAAUAUAUAUUUUUAAUAGUAAGUGCUGGGGGUGUGGCUUGUGGGCGUGACUUGGGGCGUGGUCAGAUUUUCCUUCUUGUUUGUCUCUAGCUGAUUACAUGCCUGUAUAUUUUAACUAGAAACUGGUCAAAAACGUCUUAAUGCUGGAUGUGUUUCAGCUUUUGUCUUCUCCAGAUGUUAACUGAUGGACUGGAGUGCUGUGGAUUAUUGUGAUGUUUUUAUCAGCUGUUUGGACUCUCAUUCUGACGGCACCCAUUCACUGCAGAGCAUCCAUUGCUGAGACACUGAUGCAGAGACACAUUUCUACAAACCUGAUCUCGGAUGACUUGAGGGUGAACACAUCUUCAGCUAAUGUUCAUUUUUGGCUGAACUAUUCCUUCAAGUAGUUUUUGCUUGGUACUUUUUACAUUUAUAUAGUUAAACAGGGUGUCUGUAAUUUAUUAAAUGCAUUUUUUUUCUGAAAUAUGUGGGUUUUUUGAGAAUUGCCAAGUGAUUUAGACACAUCGAAUCCCUGUUGUAAGAGCGUUUUGACAGGAUUGCGCAGUCUCUCAGAUUUACUGGGGGAUUUUUUUUUUUGUUUAAAUGAUUCAAGACACAUUUCUGUGGCUUUGACAUCAUCUUUAUAGAGUCAUCUUUUUUCUUUGGGCCGUAAUAUGCCCACAAAAGCCUUUAAAUGUGUGUGCGAAAUGCCUCUGAGGAUGAGAAAAACAGUAUUGAUGCAGUUUUAUAGUAUUGUGUUUUCCAGAUUUCUGCAGCCCAGCUCAUCUACUGCCAUUGCCUUUCAGCUCGUGUUAUUCUCCGUUCAUAAAUUGACUGCAGUUGCACUCAGUACAUCUCUAGAUCUGCAUUCAAACGCUGUUGUUUGGAGUCGAGCAGUUGGAUAUAUAUAUAUAAGACGACCAAAAAGCAAUUGUAAUCAGUCCAAGUUUUAAUAAUUUAUCCGAUCAUAGUUGAAUGCAUUGACUUAUUGCCAUGGAAACACCGGUGUGAGUGUGGUGAUCAGAACACGAGUGUUUAAAUGUUGUUUAAUAUGCUGAUCCUUCUGAUAUUUGCACAAACACGUUCCUCACUGCAGGCCAGUGGUUUGCGUAAACAUGCCAAAACUACACUAUGGUUUCUCUUUCUUUAACAGUGACAAACAUAUUGCUCUGUCGACAGUAACAAAUACUGUUGCAGUUGAUUAUUUUUUUUGCACCUGUUUUUUUUUUUUUUAUCUGAUAAACUGAU
This is a messenger RNA of Onychostoma macrolepis, 4218 nucleotides long. RefSeq names its product RFNG O-fucosylpeptide 3-beta-N-acetylglucosaminyltransferase (gene rfng). Gene Ontology annotation, cellular component: Golgi membrane. Gene Ontology annotation, molecular function: O-fucosylpeptide 3-beta-N-acetylglucosaminyltransferase activity. The record is from RefSeq and is a predicted model, not a curated record. The transcript has 9 exons. Gene Ontology annotation, biological process: pattern specification process; regulation of Notch signaling pathway. The coding region runs from base 353 to 1405 and encodes 350 amino acids. Lineage: Eukaryota; Metazoa; Chordata; Actinopteri; Cypriniformes; Cyprinidae.